AGCCUCUGAGACGCCCAGUCCUCCGAGGGUUAAAAACACUGAGCUGCGGCUCCUAGAGGGGCAGGAAGUUCGCCACGUUGGGGGGAGGGGAGGUCAGAGUGAGCCGCUUGCUUUGGUCCUCCAGGAAGGGGAAGGAGGCCUGGCGACGUCCCUCGGCCGGGAGGCAGAUGCUACACAGGGCAGGACCAAAGAGUAACUGGUGCCGUUGGAGGCGGCGGGUGAUCACAUCCCCAAAGAGGAGUGAGAUCUCCUGGAUCCAGGCCAAAGAACUCUCUACAAGGAAGUCGUGAUGGAGGAUUUGGGGAAGGAGGUCUCUGCAGCAGGUGAUUGGCAGGCGAGCAAAAGUGAGAAGGAACCCUCUAUCGAAGCAAUGAAGCAAGAAGCAGGACGGGAGACAUUUAGGGACCCAAAGGCAUCAAAAAGGCAGAAGGCGAAGCAGUCAAAGAACGAGGAAAUCAAAUCCUCCCUUUCCAAGGCGACUGAAGGCCGUGAACUCCUGAUCCCCAAACAAGAUCCCAAAGUCAAGCGAGGGAUCCAGUGUCCCGUGUGCGCGAAGAUCUUCAAAUGCAGGUCGGACUACAAUCGGCACCGCGUCACCCACACAGGGGAGAAACCGUAUCAGUGCAUGGAGUGCGGAAAGAGCUACAGCGACAGCGGGACUCUUACCGCACAUCAGAGAAUCCACACGGGGGAGAAACCCUACGAGUGUGUGGAGUGCGGGAAGCGCUUCAACAGGAGCGGGACCCUUAAGAGACAUCAGAGAAGCCACGCAGGGGAGAAACCCUACAAAUGCCUCGAGUGCGGGAAAAGCUUCGGCCGCAACUCCAUCCUCACGGCGCACGAAAGAACCCACACCGGGGAGAAGCCCUACAAAUGCCUCGAGUGCGGGAAAAGCUUCAGUCGCAGCAUAAGUCUCAACAGGCAUAAAAAGAAACACGCUCAGGCAGAAACGGCAGAAUGCGUGGAGUGCGAACAGGGGCUGAGCCCGAAAUGCGUGGAGUGUGGAAAGGGCCUGAGUCCGAGUCAGCUCCUUACUGCUCAUCAGAUAAUCUACACAGGGGAGCAUGGGAGCAACCAUGUUAAGUUAUGGAGGGUGGAACGAGCUUGAGACGAGAGUCGGUGCCAGGGAACCCACACGGGGAAGAAACCACAUAAAUGUUGGGGGGAGGGGGAAGCUGAAUAUUGCAGCGGACGACUUAGCAGGACGAGGGAGAUGCCCUAAACGUGAACAGACUGUGGAAAGGGAUUCGGGAAGAAUCUUGCUUCACAUCAGAGAGCUCUCGCAGGGGGGAAACCCUCUUUUGCUGGAAUGUUGUGUUGUGUUACAGUGGUGUACAGAACCUUUCAAGAUUUUUUCUUUUCUGAAAUCUUUAUAACGGGGGGACUCACCCUGCUUUGGGGUGGGGGUGGGGAGGCACUAAAUAUGCCACUCUUCCUUCCCCUCAGUGAGAAGGGCUUCUUAAUUCUCUUGGUGCCUCACAACUCUAGUGAGUGGGUGAAUCGGAUCAGCCCCCACCCCAAAAAGUGUUCCCUUCCCUAUCCUGCCCACGGUCUCACUUCCCUGGGCUGCGAGUCUUUGGAAUUGUCAUUCCCAUGGAAAUGUGCCUUGGGCUGCUUAUUGAUCAUAGAAUUAACAGUGGUACCUCUGGUUAAGAACUAAAUUCAUUCCAGAGGUCUGUUCUUAACCUGAAACUGUUCUUAACCUGAGAUACCACUUUAGCUAAUGGGGCCUCCUGCUCCCGCCGCACCGCUGGAGUACGAUUUCUGUUCUCAUCCUGAAGCAAAGUUCUUAACCUGAGGUACUAUUUCUGGGUUAGCGGAGUCUGUAACCUGAAGCACCUGUAACCCGAGGUACCACUGUAUAGGGCUGAAAGGGACCCAUGGGUCAUCUAGUCCAACCCCCUGCAAUGCAAGGAUAUUGUGCUUGCCUGUUCCCUUUCCCGCCCAUCUUUGCCAAGCGACCAAACCCAUUAACCUGUUUCAACUCUGCUGUUUCUGCUGACCGCCACAUUGCUAGACAGGCGAGAACAGAAAUCCCAUUCUUCCAGGCCAGGGGUCAGCAAACUUAUUCAGCAGGGGGGCCGGUCCACUGUCCCUCAGACCUUGUCGGGGGCCGGACUAUAUUUUGAAGGGGGGGAAUGAACAAAUUCCUAUGCCCCACAAAUAACCCAGAGAUGCAUUUAAAAUAAAAUGAUACAUUCUACUCAUGUAAAAACACCAGGCAGGCCUCACAAAUAACCCAGAGGUGUAUUUGAAAUAAUACAUUCUACUCAUAUAAAAACAUGCUGAUUCCCGGACCGUCCCCAGGCUGGAUUUAGAAGGCGAUUGGGCCAGAUCCAGCCUCCGGGCCUUAGUUUGCCUACCCAUGUUUCACGCCCUCUUUUUUUCCAGCAAAGAGAACUGAAAACGACUUACAAAGAAAGUGUAAAAGCAAGAAUACAAGCUAAAAAACAUACGAGCCGAUCCAACUCAACCCCGUCCCGUUAAAAACUAAGCUUAUGUUUUAAUUGUCGCAAUCCGCCCUGGGGUCUUUGGGUGAAGGGUGGGUGAACAAUAAUAAUCCCAAGGUCAUUUUCUUAACAUUUCUAAAACAGGCAGGUAGCAAAGGAUAAGGUGGCACUUUUCUCUCUUUUUUAAUAAGAUGAUGGCAGCUAGAUCUGAAUAUGCAACGCAAACCUGAUACCCAGACUUGGAAGCAGGGAUAUGACAGACAUCUUGAACUUGGCACCCUCCAGUUGUACUAAAAUUCCCACCAGCACCAGACUACAUGGGAAUUCUAGUCCAAAACAACUUUGGAAUGACCAGAUGAUUUGAAAUGUUUGCUAAUAUCCCGUAAGCCCCUGUAACCUCCCUGGUUUUGUAUUAACUAUUUUGUAUGGCUAUUGUAUGGAUGUCUGUAUAUAUUUUUGGUAGCAGCUAAGGGAAAUAGUUUCCCGGUGAAGGAUCCUGAGAAGGACGACUGGCAUCAAUUUAAUAUCAGGAGGACUAAAGUCAAUACGAUUAAAAAGGAUCAAUGUGGGAAUUUUAUACGGGGAAUAUGUAAGGGGUUAUAUCUUCUGUUUUCUUUCCGUACCUCCUAUUCCUUUCCAUUUCCUUUGCAGAAAUUUGGUGGUAGAAUCAUAGAAUCAUAGAGUUGGAAGAGACCACAAGGGCCAUCCAGUCCAACCCCCUGCCGAGCAGGAAACAUCAUCAAAGCAUUCUUGACAUAUGCCUGUCAAGCCUCUGCUUAAAGACCUCCAAAGAAGAAGACUCCACCACACUCCUUGGUAGCAAAUUCCACUGCCGAGCAGCUCUUACUGUCAGGAAGUUCUUCCUAAUGUUUAGGUGGAAUCUUCUUUCUUGUAGUUUGAAUCCAUUGCUUCAUGUCCGCUUCUCUGGAGCAGCAGAAAACAACCUUUCUCCCUCCUCUAUGGUGGUGAUGUAACAGUUCUCUUGUCUUGCUGUUUUACAUAAUAUGGGUGAUAUUCAGCUCAAUAUUUCCAUCAGGUGUCCCCAAAUCUGCU
Molecule: messenger RNA, 3503 nt
Organism: Zootoca vivipara (common lizard)
Lineage: Eukaryota; Metazoa; Chordata; Lepidosauria; Squamata; Lacertidae
Biological process (GO): regulation of transcription by RNA polymerase II
Cellular component (GO): nucleus
Molecular function (GO): RNA polymerase II cis-regulatory region sequence-specific DNA binding; DNA-binding transcription factor activity
Source: RefSeq, a predicted model, not a curated record